This is a messenger RNA of Mustela erminea (ermine), 5738 nucleotides long. It is a transcript of the gene KIF5A, whose product is annotated as kinesin family member 5A. The coding region runs from base 328 to 3426 and encodes 1032 amino acids. Lineage: Eukaryota; Metazoa; Chordata; Mammalia; Carnivora; Mustelidae. The record is from RefSeq and is a predicted model, not a curated record. Gene Ontology annotation, molecular function: microtubule motor activity; ATP binding; microtubule binding. Gene Ontology annotation, biological process: microtubule-based movement. The transcript has 29 exons.
GGGAGGCCCCCCGCGAAGGAAGCCCCGCCCGACCCGCGGCCGCCGCCCCGCCCAGGCCCGCAGCGCGGCGCUGCAGCGCGAGGGGCGGAGAGGCAGAGCACGGAGAGAGGACCAGACGCCCAGGUCGCCCGCAUCCCCGUGCCGCAGGAGCGAGCAAGCGCGUCCCGGCCCCGCUCUCCAGCCCUCGCCCGGGCGCCCCACCUGCUUUCUCGGCUCCAGAGACCGAGCACCUGUCCUCCGCCUCGGCCCCGGCUGAGCACCCCUCCUCCGGAGCGCACACCCGCCCCUGCAGCACGAGAAGUGCCCAGCCCGUCGCCGGCGACCACCAUGGCGGAGACCAACAACGAGUGUAGCAUCAAGGUGCUCUGCCGAUUUCGGCCCCUGAACCAGGCCGAGAUUCUGCGGGGAGACAAGUUCAUCCCCAUUUUCCAAGGGGACGACAGCGUCGUUAUUGGGGGGAAGCCAUAUGUCUUUGACCGUGUGUUCCCCCCAAACACGACUCAGGAGCAAGUUUAUCAUGCAUGUGCCAUGCAGAUUGUCAAAGAUGUCCUUGCUGGCUACAAUGGCACCAUUUUUGCUUAUGGACAGACAUCCUCAGGGAAAACACAUACCAUGGAGGGAAAGCUUCAUGACCCCCAGCUGAUGGGAAUCAUUCCUCGAAUUGCCCGAGACAUCUUCAACCACAUCUACUCCAUGGAUGAGAACCUUGAGUUCCACAUCAAGGUUUCUUACUUUGAGAUUUACCUGGACAAAAUUCGCGACCUUCUGGAUGUGACCAAGACAAAUCUGUCUGUGCAUGAGGACAAGAAUCGGGUGCCAUUUGUCAAGGGUUGUACCGAACGCUUUGUGUCCAGUCCCGAGGAGAUUUUAGAUGUGAUUGAUGAGGGGAAAUCAAAUCGUCAUGUGGCUGUCACCAACAUGAACGAGCACAGCUCUCGGAGCCACAGCAUCUUCCUCAUCAACAUCAAGCAGGAGAACAUGGAGACGGAGCAGAAGCUCAGUGGGAAGCUGUAUCUUGUGGACCUGGCGGGGAGUGAGAAGGUCAGCAAGACCGGAGCAGAGGGGGCUGUGCUUGAUGAGGCAAAGAACAUCAACAAGUCACUGUCAGCCCUUGGGAACGUGAUCUCUGCGCUGGCUGAAGGCACGAAAAGCUAUGUCCCGUAUCGCGACAGCAAAAUGACACGAAUUCUCCAGGACUCUCUGGGAGGAAACUGCCGGACGACUAUGUUCAUCUGCUGCUCACCGUCCAGCUACAAUGACGCAGAGACCAAGUCCACCCUGAUGUUCGGGCAGCGGGCAAAGACCAUUAAGAACACUGCCUCGGUGAAUCUGGAGCUGACUGCUGAGCAGUGGAAGAAGAAAUAUGAGAAGGAGAAGGAGAAGACAAAGGCUCAGAAGGAGACAAUUGCCAAGCUAGAGGCUGAGCUCAGCCGGUGGCGCAAUGGAGAGAAUGUGCCUGAGACGGAGCGCCUGGCUGGGGACGAUGCGGCCCUGGGAACUGAGCUCUGUGAGGAGACGCCUGUGAAUGACAACUCUUCCAUUGUGGUGCGCAUCGCCCCUGAGGAGCGGCAGAAAUAUGAGGAGGAGAUCCGCCGCCUCUAUAAGCAGCUUGAUGACAAGGAUGAUGAGAUCAACCAGCAGAGUCAGCUCAUAGAGAAGCUUAAGCAGCAGAUGCUGGACCAGGAAGAGCUGCUGGUGUCCACUCGGGGAGACAAUGAGAAGGUCCAGCGGGAGCUGAGCCACCUGCAGUCGGAGAAUGAUGCUGCUAAGGAGGAGGUGAAGGAGGUGCUGCAGGCCCUGGAGGAGCUGGCCGUGAACUAUGACCAGAAGUCCCAGGAGGUGGAGGAGAAGAGCCAGCAGAACCAGCUGCUGGUGGAUGAGCUGUCUCAGAAGGUGGCCACCAUGCUGGCUCUGGAGUCUGAGUUGCAGCGGCUACAAGAGGUCAGUGGACACCAGCGGAAACGAAUUGCAGAGGUGCUGAACGGGCUGAUGAAGGACCUGAGUGAGUUCAGUGUCAUCGUCGGCAACGGGGAGAUUAAGCUGCCAGUGGAGAUCAGCGGAGCCAUCGAGGAGGAGUUCACAGUGGCCCGACUCUACAUCAGCAAAAUCAAGUCGGAAGUCAAGUCAGUGGUCAAGCGCUGCCGGCAGCUGGAGAACCUGCAGGUCGAAUGUCACCGCAAGAUGGAGGUGACUGGGCGGGAACUCUCAUCCUGCCAGCUCCUCAUCUCCCAGCACGAGGCCAAGAUCCGCUCACUUACAGAAUAUAUGCAGAGUGUGGAGCUAAAGAAGCGGCACCUGGAAGAGUCCUAUGACUCCCUGAGCGAUGAGCUGGCCAAGCUCCAGGCCCAGGAAACUGUGCAUGAAGUGGCCCUAAAGGACAAGGAGCCGGACACCCAGGAUGCAGAUGAUGUGAAGAAGGCCCUGGAGGUGCAGCUGGAGAGUCACCGGGAGGCCCAUCACCGGCAGCUGGCCCGGCUCCGGGACGAGAUCAACGAGAAGCAGAAGACCAUUGAUGAGCUCAAAGACCUGAAUCAGAAGCUGCAGUUAGAGCUAGAGAAGCUCCAGGCCGACUACGAGAAGCUGAAGAAUGAAGAACACGAGAAGAGCAGCAAGCUCCAGGAGCUGACAUUUCUGUAUGAGCGACAUGAACAGUCCAAGCAGGACCUCAAGGGUCUGGAGGAGACAGUUGCCCGGGAACUCCAGACCCUCCACAACCUUCGCAAGCUGUUCGUUCAAGACGUCACGACUCGAGUCAAGAAAAGUGCAGAAAUGGAGCCCGAGGACAGUGGGGGGAUUCACUCCCAAAAGCAGAAGAUUUCCUUUCUUGAGAACAACCUGGAACAGCUUACAAAGGUUCACAAACAGCUGGUACGUGACAAUGCAGAUCUGCGUUGUGAGCUUCCUAAAUUGGAAAAACGACUUAGGGCUACGGCUGAGAGAGUUAAGGCCCUGGAGGGUGCACUGAAGGAGGCCAAGGAGGGCGCCAUGAAGGACAAGCGCCGGUACCAGCAGGAGGUGGAUCGCAUCAAGGAGGCCGUCCGAUACAAGAGCUCCGGCAAGCGGGGCCACUCUGCUCAGAUCGCCAAACCCGUCCGGCCCGGCCACUACCCAGCGUCUUCACCCACCAACCCCUGUGGCACCCGGAGCCCUGAGUGCAUCAGUUACACCAACAGCCUCUUCCAGAACUACCAGAAUCUGUACCUGCAGGCUGCGCCCAGCUCCACCUCGGACAUGUACUUUGCAAACUCCUGUACCAGCAGUGCGGCCCCAUCUUCUGGCGGGCCCCUGGCUUCCUACCAGAAGGCCAACAUGGACAACGGAAAUGCCACAGAUAUCAAUGACAACAGGAGUGACCUGCCAUGCGGCUAUGAGGCUGAGGAGCAGGCCAAGCUUUUCCCUCUCCACCAAGAGACGGCAGCCAGCUAAUCUCCCUCAUGGACUGCCGCAAACCUGCACUUUCAGUUUCUAAGAGGGACUGAGGCCUCUCCUCUCAGCAUGCUGCAAACCUGUGGUCUGUGACACUAACAACUCCCUCCCAACCCUCGUUGUUCAACUGUACUGUUUGAUGUCUUCUCUUACUCUGUAUCCCUUUGUACUCUAUAUCUAUAUAUCAAAAGCUGCUGCUAUGUCUCUCUCUUCUCUCUGUCGUACUCUCUAAGUAUCUAAUGAUGUAUUUAGCAAUUUCUAAGCAUAGUAUACUCUCCUCAUUUGGGGCAAUAGGGAGGAGGGUGAAUGUUUCUUUUUUCAAACAUGCGUCUCUCACACUGAGUGGUGUUAGUCAUGGAGAUGAUAAAAGGAAAAAUGGGAGCUAGAGGGCUGUGAUCCUUCACACGCAUGCACACACACACAUGCACACGCACACACACGCACACAAAGCCUUAAGCAGAAGAAUGUCUUAGCAUCAUAAGAAGAUACAGAAAUAGACUCCUCCCCCCUCCUCUUUCACAGACAGCACAGAGGAGGGUAACAUGGAAGAACUGCUAAAUUACGCAUAGAAUUUUCUUCAUAUAUCCCUUAACUGAACCGAGGGAGUGUGGGUGUGCAACUCCACCCUCCAAAGUCUACCUUUUGCCUUCCUCUUCCUGUGCCCUGAUCCCCCACCCCAAUGACCAAGGACAUGGAUUAUUCCAGGGACCAUAUCCAUUUUUCCUCAAAACUCCUUUUGAUAGUCUCUGCCCCAGAACUCGUGAACAAAACCUAGAGUUGCUUUAAAAUAUUUUGAAAAUUUGAGGAGGCAGACCCUUCCCAACGGUCUGUCAAUGGCUGCUCAUCUAUCAGGUGAUAGUUGUAGGCAAGUGUAGUCAACUGAUUGUUUCUUUGGGUUCGGGGAUGAACAGGCUGGGAAAUUCCAAGUAUUUUUGCCACAGCGAUGAGCUGGAUUCCUUUUUCUGUCCCAUAUUGGGCUGCAUGUUCUUCCCAUCUCCACCUUUUGGUUUGGGACCUUCCAGUUCAUUGGCAAAAUAUCUAUCUCAAGAUGUCUUCCUUUCAGGCUGGAGCCUGACUUUUCCCCAUGAUGCAUAAAAAACAAAUUUUAUUUGACAGAAUUCCUUUGAUAAUGUCUCCAUCUGGUUUUAAGUGCACUUUAAAGAAAGGAGCAGAGCAGAGUUCCCAGACUGGGGGAGGGUGGUGAGAGGAGAGCUCUCUCCCGCCGCUCUCACUCUCACUGCCCCAUGUAAUUGAUAGGACUGUUACUUUGGUUUCAGACAUCCUUUCCUUCCACAUGGUGCUAAGGUGGUUUUCUAGGUAACUACAGGGAUGGAGCGUGGAGGCCAAAAUCAAGAAAGUCCAAGUCAAGAAAGUCUGGCGUCCCCAUACCCAGUCUUACAUAGGAUGGAAGAACAGCAUCCCCCAGCAGCAGGGCAACCAUCACCUAGCUUCGAAGGCAGGAAAGAAAGCUCGGGAUGAGUGCUAGCUUAUAAAUACAGGCUGUAUUGGCCUGGGACUCCUUCAAGGGAAAAAGUUCCUUCUUCCUUUACCUGUUGGGCCCCUCCUAGCAAUUACGGAAAAAUGCAGGGAAAAAAAUCGACCAGAAGGGUGUAGAGUAAAUCCAAGGCAGCGAUAUUCAAACCUUUUUAAAAGUAAAUCGUAUAUAGAAUCCUGAUAGAAAAAUAUAACCCAAAGUGACGCAGACCUGAGCAGUUUACAUUUUCUUUAUUUGCUGGAAAAAUGCUUCAUUAGUGGAGGAGCUCUUGAAUGGUCCUAAGAGUUCAGAACCCGAGGGCUCUGUACAGUAGUUUGCAAACCACAGCUCUGAGGGAAAGGGGUUCAGCCUGGCUCCCCUGCCCCAAACCCCUAAUCAGAGCAGAGAGGGAAAGGCCCAAUGGGAGAAGAAGGAAGACGCCUGUGCACCUGUAGACUUGAGCUAAGAUUUGCCAGCAGGGCUCCUGAGAAGCCAGUGGGCUUUAGGUAAUCUUGCCACCAAAUGAUUCUUUUAAAACACAUAAGAGAGCGUGAAGGUGUCAGGCAGAUGAGGAGAGAGAUGUAAGGGGAAUCUAAUUCACUUACAUAAAUAAGAACACACACACAAGGCCUUCACCAGAAACUUCACUCUACAUCCCCCCCACCCCAGCAUCCCUUUCCAGAGAGCCAGGGUCACUCCCAGGGGCACCUGGUCUGCCCACUCACAUCUGCCAAAAUGUUGCAUGCCAGCGUGGAAGACAAACCAAACCGCACAAACCCCAGUGUGUAUUUACUUGAUGUACAUAGAUACCUUGAAAAUAAAAUAAAUGCAAUGAUGA